AUGACAAACCAUGUGCAAUGAGGAAUUUUAAGCGCAUCAGUGAAGGAAACCAGGCACUGCGUCCAUCCAAUCUUAUAUCAAAUCAUACCAUCCAUCUUUUGGGAGAGUGUCACAUUCUCUGUAUUAAUCAAGACAAUUGCUAUGGUUACAACUACAGAGUGAGACCAAGCAACCUUUAUACAGCAAACUGUCAGUUGAGCAACAGCACGGUGAAGAUGAACAAAACCAAAAUGAAGAAUGGGCCAUGGAUUUUUUACGAAGACGUUUUGGUAACUGAAGAUGUUGACGAGUGUGAGAAAAGAAGUUAUCAGUGUAACCAAAACGCAAAUUGCAGCAACACUCCAGGUUCAUAUAGCUGUCAGUGUCAAAUUGGUUACAAAGGAAAUGGAAAGCAAUGCAAUGAUAUCAAUGAAUGUGCAGAUAGUCCAUGCGCCCACAAUGCAAACUGUACAAACACGGCUGGUUCAUACACUUGUGAAUGUCGAACUGGAUAUGAAGGAAAUGGAAAAAACUGCACAGACGUUGAUGAAUGUGGGAAAGGAACGCCAGAGAUGUGUGACAAAAAUGCAAAUUGCACCAACACUCCAGGUUCAUUCAACUGCCAGUGUCAAAGUGGUUACACAGGAAAUGGAAGCAAAUGCAAAGAUUUUGACGAAUGUAAAAAAAGGACACACAACUGCAGCCAAAAUGAAGUUUGCAGAAACACACAAGGUUCAUACAACUGUCAGCGCCUACUGUCAGCGUCAGAAAUCUUGAAAAAUGAGCCUGGUGACUUUCAACGAAAAUUGAAUGAAUGGUUGCCACAAUCUGACAAGGACUGGAAUGUUUGUUGGCGUGCUUCGAAAGAUAGAUGGGGAGCUUCAACAUUUCAUUCUCAAUGCGAUGGAAAAUCACCGACAUUGACGAUUGUUAAAGUUGUCAAAGAUAAUAAGAAUUAUAUAUUUGGUGGAUAUGCGACAGUUUCGUGGACUGAUCCUUUUCCUGCAAACUACUGGACAUCUGCUCCAGGUUCCUUUUUGUUUUCUCUUCGUAAUAAUGACGACAUCCGUCCAUUCAAGUCUUUGUUAACUAAUCGGAAUGAUGGGGGUGAUAUUUACCGAAGAAAUGAAUACGGACCAACAUUUGGGGGCGGCCAUGAUCUGUAUAUUUCAAACAACGCAGGAACCACCGCGUAUUCCUACACCGAUCUUGGCUACAGUUUCAAAACUCCACCUGGUUACACAUACAAACAAGCCAACACGAGAUCCCUCCUUGCAGGAAGCCAUUCUUUCACCCCUUCUGAGGUUGAAGUCCUGUAUUGAAUCUGGUUAACUUUUCGCUUCAUGUUUAAUCACGAUGUGCCGAAAUGUUUAUAGCAAGAGAACCACAGGCCAAGUUUAUUACAUCAAAAUAUCAUUGGGGAAGUAAUUAUUAUUUCACAUUAGAGAAAGGCUAUUAAGGGUAGAAUAAAGCAAGGCACAAAUGGAGGCAAAUAUAAGUCCAGUAUCCACGUCACAUGCAUGCAAUAAUUUGGCUUCGCCUAAAACGAAAAUGUCAAAUCCUAUAUUAUCGGUAUAUUUUAGAUUAUUUUUAACUGGUGUCUUGUGCGUCAUAUUUCUGCAUUCUGAAACGCGAAAUAUUUGAGUGUUUUUCUAAAUCUCAGCGGCCAGUUGCUGAAAAUAUCUUGUCUUUAGAUCUGUGAUGUUUAAAAUAUUGUAGUCAAAAUUUGGGUAAACUGAGUCAAAAUUUUGCGGAUAUAGCUUUGAUUAUAUUAGAGAGCUAAUGCAAGCGACUUUUUUCUUGUUUUAAAUUUU
Dendronephthya gigantea is the source of this 1793-nucleotide messenger RNA. RefSeq lists its product as uncharacterized. The record is from RefSeq and is a predicted model, not a curated record. Gene Ontology annotation, molecular function: calcium ion binding. The transcript has 10 exons. Bases 18 to 1301 code for a protein of 427 amino acids. NCBI's taxonomy places the organism in Eukaryota, Metazoa, Cnidaria, Anthozoa, Malacalcyonacea, Nephtheidae.